This is a messenger RNA of Paramuricea clavata, 14546 nucleotides long. The record is from the annotation of a GenBank genome assembly. Lineage: Eukaryota; Metazoa; Cnidaria; Anthozoa; Malacalcyonacea; Plexauridae.
UAAUUUUGCAAAUCAGCCAUUUUUGUGACUUUAAUCCUACUCUAUCCCCAUAUGGCCUAAUUUAGUUAAUUAAAAGGAAAUUAGGUCUUUUAUAAGGAAUGUAAUUUUGCAAGUGAAGGAAGUCCUGGAAUUAAAUUUAUGUAUAAAGGCGAAAUAAAAUUUGAGAGAGAGCUGGAAAAAUAUCCAAUCCAGAAGAUAGACCUUAAGAGAAAGAGGAUUGAGUGGAAUUUAAUAUAAAUAAGAGGAAAACUUAGUAUAGAAUAAAAUGUAGAAGUAAGGAAAUUUCAACAAAAAAGCAAGGAAAUCACUUUCCUAUAUAAAUUAACUGUAGUACGCAUGCGUAGACGCAGAAAAUAUUUAAUUUCCAACAAUAUGGCGUCUGCAAGGGAAGAUUUUGCAAAUUUGGAUCAAUUUCAAAUCAAUGACAAGCCUCUUACAAAGCUAAAAGUAGACGAAUUAAAGCAGGAAUCUAGAGGAUUGGAGAAAUCAGGGCUAAAAAAAGAAUUGCAGGAGCGGCUUUGUGAGGUGAGAAAUUUAUAAAAUUUUGAAGGUUGAAGACUUGAAGUAAAAAAUUUUGAAUGCAUUGUUAGAUUGGGUAAAACAGGUGGCUGGUGUCAAGUUUUUUUUAACAUAUCAUUGUUUUUUAUUUUAGGCCCUUGUGAAAGAGAGAACUAAAGCAGAGAAUAGCAGUAUGUUCAAUGCAUUUUAUAUAUUUCACUUAUUUCACUGUUUCAAAAACUUUUUACAACUGUAUAUUAAACAAUCCCAAGCUUGGUUCAAGGAUCGAACUAUCUGAAAAAUAUAAAAAGUACUUGGACAUUAUCACCUUAUCAGCAUUGUUGUUUCAACAUCGGUUUUCGCCUUUUGGGGACUUUCAGUAUGACAACGCGGCUGUCAACGCCAGGGUGCAUUCCAUGUAUUAAAACUCUACGCCGAAGAUAUGCCAAUAUUAAAUUAACUAUAGAUAGUAUUGUAGUUUGCCAAACUCACGCUGAAGAUCUUCGGCAUAUUGCACUUAAAAUGCACCCUGGUGACAAGGUCACAAUAACCUUGACAACAACCUAUUUGCAAGUCAAUUUUUGAUAUCUGCUCAUUCAAAUGUUUGACAUAGUAAUACAUAUUGACAAAAUAUGGAGUAUUUACCAGCUGUUAUUUUGUUUUGCAUGCAGUGUUUCCACUUUUUCCUAAAUUUCCUUCAAAUUUGCAAAUACAUUUCCCCCUCUAAAUCGGACCCUGCAAAAUACAUAGACACAGGGCUGCCAAGAGGGGGAGGGCGAGGAGCACUUUGUUCCGGGCGCCCAGCUCAACAAGGGUCACCAAAGCAACGAAGGCCCUUAAAAUUGCUUGAUCAAGAUUGCUCAACUGAGAAUAUAAAUUCUAGCUGUGUUAGUAUUGGAUAAUGUGUAUUAAUAAGGUGUAAUAUAUUAUACAACACCACUUCUCCUUGUUUACAAUUAUGAUGUCAUAAGAGCCCCCUAAGUGGAACGUUUUGUCCUGCUGGACAGCUGGUCCUGUGUAACCUCUCGACAGCCCUACUUAGACAUCACAGUAUGACAUCUUUUUCUUGAUAUCCAAGAUUCUCCUGAGGAGAAACCUAGUAUGAACAGUGACGAAACAUCAAGCCAGGAAGUGUCAUCAACUACUACAGAUAUCAAGGAGAUGCCAUCAAUUACAGAUACCCAGGACAGUAAUGGCCAAGAUGAGGCACAAGCAACAGAAGAUAAGAUAGAUUCAGUGGGAAACAAGGAUGAGAAGGCAGGUUUAAGUUGCAUUGUGCCAUGAUGCACCUGCUUUAUUAUUUUACUCUGCCUAACACCAGGCAAUUUUUCACGGCCUAAUGCCAGACGAUUUUACUCUGUCUAAUGCCAGAUGAUUUUACUCUUUCUAAUGCCAGACAAUUCAUUAUGUCCAAUGCCAAACAAAUUUACUCUGUCUAAUGCCAGACAAUUUACUUUGUCUAAUGCCAGAUGAUUUUACUCUGACUAAUGCCAGACCAUUUUACUUGUGAAGGGAAGAGCACUGAUACUCAAUGGGUUAGUUAGAGGUAUUUUGUCACAAAAAACCUCUCACCUUUUCCUCUAGACCUCAUUUCUGUAUUAAAUGAUCUUUGGUCUAAGCUGUUGUGGUAUAUCAAUAUACCGAUAAUUAUUGUUUUUUUAUAAAUACCGAUUACUCGAUAUUGAAAUUUUUGAUAUAUCAGAACAUCGAUAUUUUUCGGUAUUAUCGAUAUCACGUUUACGUUUGUAUAUUUAAACGUCAUCUCAAGCUUUUUCAAGCGCUGAUUAGAGUUAUUUCAGAAGGACAAAGACGAUCAAUGUGUUAACUCCGCGGUAAAAUCCGUAAAUUAAAGUUAUAGAGCGAGAGCUAAAACGUGUUUUUUUUUGUAUGUUGGCGUUGCAAGGUGUAAUAUGUCAUUUCGCGCUUGCCAAAAAAAUGAACUUUUAGAACGUAAACAACGGUGGAUUACAAAUGUUUUAGAAAAACAAAAACUAACCUCAUUGGACAUUGUUUAUCUGGUGAGAUACUAGGACGACCUUUGUUUCAAAUUCGCAGUUGAAUAAAAUGUUUUGAAACAAUUUCCCAGUCAAAAAUAUCACACAUGAUUCAUCCGGUGCGGUAAUCAAUGCUAAUAAGUAAUAUGCAUUUUCAAUUCUUAAUGCGGACAUUUCACAGGCUACUGACCUCACACUUUAUACUGACAUUUCACAGGUCUACUGACCUCAAAUAUCAUGCACCCGAUGAGUCAAAGCUGUUAUAUUGUGACUGUUUGGCAUAAUUUGAAAACAGAACAUAAAAUUAAGCAAAAUACGAUCGCGAAAAAAUAUUGGUAUUAUCGGUAUUUUUUUUCCGUUAUCGGUUUUCUUCAAAUACCGCAACAGCUUACUUUGGUUUCCAUUACUCUGUGUGCCAGAGGUUUAUCCAUGCUUGCAAAAGAAAACCCUCGGGGACUGGCUCACAUUGCACCCAGGGUAGCCUUGCAUUGUACCUAAUCUAAUGUGAAUUGUUAAUUUAAUUUGUCUGAAUUUUAGAAAUCUAGUGAAGCUGAAACAACAGAUAAUAAAAAGAAUGAAACAGAAGAAUUGGAAGAUGGUGAAAUUGUUGGUCAAGAAGAUGAGAAGAAGGUUAGCAUAAAGCCUAGAUAAUGUUACAUAGUGUGAAUUAGUGGCUUGUACUUUGUAAUCUGAGAAGCAUUUCUUACACUAUGCAAAGCCAAGAGACAGGCACAGAUUUUCUGGUUGAGCACCCCAAAAUGAUUACCCCCCAAAGGCAUUUGGCACCCCCGCAAAUUACAUAUAUUUUGAUUUGAUAGUUUCAUAUUUGAUUAUUCUUACUACUAAAUUUGUAAUAUUACCAAUAUUAUGGUCUCAGAUCUCGCCGUGCAGGCCUAGAAAACAAAUUUUGUUAAACUUUUUCCUUGGCCUUUCCGGGCGUUGCCACCAUGCCCCGGCCAAAGCAAGCAGCUACACCCCCCAGAUAUUUAUCCACACACCCCCGAACGAAAAUAUGAAAAUCCGUCUCUGCCAAGAGAUAUAUAAUUAAACAACAUUCCCACCCAGUUCAAGCUAGCACAGCGAUUUUCACUUUUUGUAACGUUGACAAUCACCAGUUAUUUCUCGAAGUUAUAAACCAUGAGAAAUAUUUCCUUCUUACCACAAAUGGAAAUAUAAAGGGAAACGUUUCUUGCUUUCUAUGACAUAAAUUUACACCAUGGAUUAUCUCUCAAAAUUACUCCAAAAUGGAGAGGAUCUAAAUUUCAAAAUCUUCAUGGGAGACACCCUCUUCCCACCACAUGCUUCUUUCAAAAAUCCUCCUCAAAAUUCUGUUGGGAACCCUCAUGAUUAAAUGGUGACAAAAAUAUAUUUCAACCUGAAUUUUGAUGCAUUGUAUAGAAACCUGCUGUUCCAGAAAAGAGAAGACGGAUAUCAUUGAUAAGACAAUCAAGUCAGUGGUCUAAUGGUGUUUGAAAAUUUAUUUAAGUACUGUCUAAUACCAAUAUGGUAUAUAUAUCGUUGUUUGAAAUGCAGGUAAUAAUCCACCGACUCCUGGAACCAGGAAACGAAAAUGGAGUUCAAACAAACCAAAAUCUUCAGUUGUUAUAACCACAGAUUCACUCAAGGUAGGAUGGAAACUGUGAUGGAGUUAGAGAAUGCUAAGUAUCUAGCACUAUAUAACUUACACUACAUCAAAGAGGUGUGUAGUUAGAAUCAAAGUCCUCACUUGAAGUAGUGAUUCUGCAGGGGGGGGAGGUGGUGACUGGGGGUAUACAAAUCCGCCGAUCCACCUAAUAUUGUGUUAAAACACAACAUGUAUCUUAUCAUUGUAUCAACAUGCAAUGUUAAAGUGUGUAUGUUCUCAACAAUCUGUUUAACACAAUAGACAACUUGCAUGUUAGACUAAUUUUUGAUUUAGGCAAAAAAAAGUAAAUUCCCGUAAAGAACUUAUUAAAAUGAGUAACAUUGCAAAAUUUGGUUGCGAAAUGUUGUAAAAUACAGAAAAUAUAGCUUUGCGAAGUUUGCAUAUUUUCAGUAUAAUUAUUUAUAUUACGUGCAGAAAAUGUUACCAUUUUUGAGCCGAAAAUGGUAACAAUUUCCGCAUGUAAUACAAAUAUACUGAAAAUAUGCAAACUUCGCGAGGCUAUAUUUCCUGUAUUUUACAACAUUUCGCAACCAAAUUUUGCAAUUUUACUAAUAUCAUUAUGUUCUUUUUAACUGUUGUGUUUUAUUUCCUUCUCUUUACUUAGAUUAAAAUUUAGUCUAACAUGCAAGUUGUCCAUUGAAAAUACGGAUAAUUCUACCAUUUCCCCCGAUAAGGAAAAUUUCAGCCCAAUAUCGAUUAUUAGUCAAUCACUACUUAUGAUACUUAUGCUAACACUGUGUGAAUUCUUUUUAGGAACUGAUCCCUGGUGUUCAGCUAGCGUCAACGCCCGCACUCGAAGCUGUGAUGGAACUGGAUGAUGAUAAAGAUGACGAAGAGGAAGGAAAAGGUGAAAAACAGGGAGAAGAGAAAGAACAGCGGAAUGAAAAAACUUCCAAUAAUAAACUGGAGGAAAAAUCUCCAUGUGAGUAUGACAUGCAUGGUUGGUUUGUAAACCAGAAACUGCUGAAAUGGUUGCAAAAUGUUGUAAAACUUGGAAAAUUUAAUAAGUUUUUGAUCUAGGCAAAAAAGGUAAAUUCCCGUAAAGAAUGGAAAGUAUAGCCUUGAAAAGUUUGCAUAUUUUGUAUGUUUGCAUUGUGUGCGGAAGUUGUUACAAUUUUUGAGCUGAAAAUGGUAACAAUUUCCCCAUGUACUGGUAAUACAAACAUAUACAGUACAAAAUAGCAAGUUGUCUAUUGCAAAUGAAAUGCAACUUUAUUACCUAGAUAAGAGAAGAAUUGUGCAAGUCGCAGAUUCCAAGACUGUGACGUUAGGCCAGGUUGUGAAUGAAGCUGAGCCUGACAAAGAACAGAAUGAUGUUACCAUUGCUGAGCCUACCCAGCCCAGAGUUGAUACACCUACAGGUAUGGUUAUUGAUGUCUUUUAAGGUACUUAAAACUUAACCUGAGUGUGGUAUUGAUGCUUCAAUGAGAUUCAUCAAGAGAGCAGUGUUAUCUGUGUUAUCAUGAAAGUGCAUAUUCAUUAAAGUCCUCAUAAUUCUCAUAUGACAUUUGUUUCCCAACAAAGUUUAAAAGUUCAUCUUGGAAUAAGAAAAUUCAUUUUAACAAACAGCAAAAAUAAGUCCUUUUUAACACAAAACUCAGACAUGAAUACAUGACAAUGAUAAUUAAAGACAAGUAGCAAAACUCUGCUAAAAUUUACUAAAAACAACUGGACAAGCUGAGUAUUGCAUAAUAUUAAUAUUUUAUAAAGGUUUUACAAGUUUUGAAAAUAUAAAUUCAUCUAGUUACAGUAUCUGCAUCUUAAUGAUCUACUUUAAAUAUUUCAUAAGAACAGCAGAUAAACAAAAUACUUCAGUUUUCAAACAGUCAUUGCCUGCACUGUCUAGAUAACACUGCUCUUCUAAAACCAACGCAAAUAGAGCAGGUUAACUAGUUUUGUAUAAUUCCUUCAGAAAUUUAUACUAGGCUUGUUAUUGCCAUGAUUGGGUGUGUUUUCUUGACAACUUGCUGGCAAAAAAAUUCCCCUCUGGAUGACAGAGGUUCAAAAAUCUUUGGCUAUUACAAAAUUGUCCUAAUGGAGUACACAAUUAUCCUAAUGGGCCUGGGUAGCUCGGUAGUUGUCCGGUGUUGGCUGCAUGCAUAAAGAUGUGUUUGACUGUUUGGGUUAAUGAACUGAUUAUAACGUGGAAUUCUGAUGGGUGUAUAUGUGAAGACCGGUUUGUUGGUCUGGAUUUGUGGAAACGACCGAAAUGAACUGUGUUGUAAUUGCUGUGCUACAGUGCAUUGUUGACAGUUGCAUCAUUUGUGAGACAAGAACAAUUUCACACUACCAAAAUACAAAAUCGAACUAUAAUUCUAAAGACGUAUUUGUCCUAACUGUUGGGGGUGAAUGAACUGAUUAUGACGUGCUAUUCUGAUGACUGUCUCGAAACAUUGUUUGGAGCUGCUGAGAAAGACAGGAUAGAACAUUCUGAACGUACUGUGCAACGUACUGCUGUCGCAUUAUUGUGCCUGUUAUCGGGAAAUAUACGUGAUCCAUGAGCACCAUUCUGACUAAGUGAAAGAUCGAAUUGUUCAAUGUGUGAAGACUGACCGCAAUAACAAUGUAACGCGGAAAUAAAAAAAAGUAAAAGAAAACACCGAACGAAGUAUGAACUGUCCACAAAAAAAUGAGUUGUCCAAAUAUAACAAGAAAAUGUACUUCUACUGAAAAUCAUGGUCUGUUUGCCUCUUGUUAUGUCUUACUGAAAAGCUUUUUCAUCUGUGAAAAAGAACAUGUUUAUGAAAAAUGCGGAUUGCAUCAACUUUACGUAGAACAGUAUAUGUGGAACAGUUACAACUCAAAUAUGCAAUAUUCCUUAUCCAAGCUUCAGUUGGGGAAUUAAUGGACUUUUAUUUUGAAACGCUCCUGGUUCUGUGUACAAUGUGGAUUACGUGAUCUGAAUUCGAUCGUUUCGAAAAUAAUAUUGACUUGAAUGCAAAACAUUAUGGUGUCGUACGGAAAAUUGUAUCGAACUGUACCAAAGACGUUCCAGUGAUGAAACCAUUUUUUACUGACUUCGGACGAAAGGUGCGAAAGGUGGACGUCUGACGCUAAUAUAUACACUCUGGAAUCGGUACUAGGUUAAAAGAAACGGAAAUGAACUUUCUGUAUAUAUGCGAGUGAGUGAACUUCAUUUUUAUGCAAACACUCGUUCAUAUUUUCGACGUCGUAGGGUGUUAAUGGUUGACACUUCAUGGACUUGAACGACACCCAACAAUCACAUGAGACUAUUCAAUGACCAAAUCCCUGGAUCCAUUUCUUUCCAUGCUGUUUGUGGUACGAGUUACAUGGUUAAAAAGAAAUGGUAACCACAUCUUUGGUUACAACAAAACAAACUGGCCAAUGAAUAAAGUUUGAAGUACAUGGUACUGCAGAACAAUACUUCCACGACAAUUGACGAGACACAAUGAAAUAUUGACGUUCAAGGUACCUGCCGCUGAGGGACAGAAGAAAAUAUGUCUUGCAGUAAAAGAUCAGAAUUAGUUUUGAUGUUUACAGUUUUCGACAAAUUUUUCCUAAAUUCAGUCGGUAUAUUUUAUAUUUAGUAAGUUUUAUAUAUUUGGCUAACACAUUAAUUUGCAGCAUUGAAAUUGUUGAUAUACUCCGGUGAGUCUUGUUUUCAUGACAUUGGUCAAUUAUUUCAUGUGUGAGUCCUUUCUGGAUGUUUGCAUGGCGAUGAUAUAAUAUUUGUUUUGGUUUCUGGAAAACACCACGUAUUAUAAUUUUCGCAAAGUUUUCUAUUCGUAAGCUCGAAUGAUAUCCGCUUUUAUUUCGUGUACGCCUAUAAAGCAUUGUUCUUUUUCUAAGCCCGUUUCCAAUGGUAAUGUUUAAUGGGAAUAAACAACAGGCAUACAUGAAUAAGUGCCAUAUUUUGAGAUAGAGAGGCAACUAUGAAAUCGUCGACAUAAGUCCGGGACUGGUCCUGUCGAAUUAGCAACUCAUUGUAGUUAAAUACUUUAAAAUAUGCAAUUCGCAAAGCCGUACGCACCGGUUGGAGGGGGAGCAGCAGGUGCAACUGCCUCCCUCCCUCCCCCUGAGAAUAUUUAACUUAGUAAUCUCAUAAUAUGUUUAUAAAUUAUUAAGCCAAAUGGCGCUUAUAACAUUGUCAAUCAAAAUGUAUGAUUCUGUAUGGGAUGACCAUGGUUGUUUACCAUUUACAUGGAAAACCCAUCCGGUUUGAAAUUGUGCUAAUGGUAAGCAAACUUUCGGAUAGCAAAAUAGCAAAUCCCAUUCGGAUUAUGCGCUUUCCAUUUCGAGUGACUGACCGGAAGGCACUGAAUUAUUUAAUAAUUCCAAUUGUUUAAUCGAGAAGAGCCUGAAACUGGUGAAAAAAUAAAAAAGAUGUAAAUGGAACAAAAUUUACCGGUUGAAACGUUCCAAUCGGUAAGAGAGGACAACCUUUUCAAACAAACCGUUCAUUCCGGAAAAGUUCCGGUUGGGCAGUCGAAAUAUGCUCGUUCCAUUUACUUUCCGUAUGGAAUCACCGGAAUUUCCAUGUAAAUGGUAAACAACCCAUAAGCAUGCAUCUAACUGAUAUGUCUUUGAAUGCAUUGACAUUUGGAUACUUAUUUCAGCAUGUAGGCAUCACUGCCCCUCUGGUGAAAAAAUCCUGCGUACGGCCCAGGGAAUUGGGAACUAUCGCACUAGCUUCAGUUAACUAUACCUACCUUUUUUGGAACAUGCUUCUGUUGACUUUAUGUUGCUCUACGUCAUAGGUGCAGGUAGUCAUGACGACAACCAAUCAUUAGCAACCCCGCCAUCCUCAGAGACCGCAACCCCUGUCAAACGAGAAAUAUCCCCACCUCGCAAUCUACCGUCAUGUGCGAUUCACGUGUCAAAUCUGGUGAGACCGUUCACCCAGAAACAACUCAUGCAGUAUCUGUCACAGUUUGGUGCUGUGACUGAGGAAGGAUUUUGGAUGAACAAAAUCAAAUCUCAUUGCUACAUUAUAGUGAGUUUGAGCUACUGUAGAUGUCAUACCUUUCACAUUUUCGAGAAAUUAUGUUACGCUUUUAGAACCUCGCACUUUUCAAUUUUCUACUACAGUUUUGCUAUUGUUUUGACGCAUGUGAGAACAAUACUUCUAUGGACUCUCCCAAACACUGCAUGUAGUAACACAGAAGCAAUAACUGAAUAAGUCAUGGGACUAUAUGGAUACAACAGACUGAUAUAGCUAUCUAGUAUAAAUUUACUUAGUUUAGUUUCCUCCAGUAGUACAACUGGACCAAUAAGGAAUGUCCUUAUUGGACAUUUAGCCCCACCUACACACGUAAAAACGCACAAGUUGUAAGAAACCUGCAGCAGACUUGUAGCAAUACUGUUCCAACAACUUGUUAACAGGAUGUGUUCGCACUGCUUGUUCCCAGCUUGUUGACAAGUUGUCAACGGCUUGUUGGCAACUUGCUACAAGGUUGUUGAGCUCAACAAAUUUGUUACAAGUUGUUCCAACAACUUGUUAUCGUCCUGCGAUUCAACAACUUGUCAACAAGUUGUGAGUGACAACCUUGUAGCAACUUGAUAGAAUAACAACAUUGUUACAACUUGUUGACAAGCUUGCUACAAGCCUGUUGCGAACACAUUUUGUUAACAAGUUGUGAGAUUUUUACGUGUGUAGUUUAGAGAGAGCAGUUUGUAACUGAUAGUACUAUCCAUGAGUAUAGAUAAAGUUAGUGUCGGUUACCUCCUGUAGCAACACUGAAACGAUACGAGACGGCUCUUACUGGACCUGUAAAGUGAGAAGGGAUUUGGUUCGUUUGCAACGGGGCUUCUAUUAACUCGAUGUAAUUGAUUUCCAUUACCUAAACGUAGGAAUUCAAGACUUGAGAGGUUUAACAAUGAAAUUAUUGUAUUUUUUAGUACCCAUCAGUAGAUGAAGCUACAAGUGCUCGACAGUCCAUACACGGUCAACGUUGGCCCGCCACCAGUCCCAAGACAUUGAGAGUCGAUUUUGCGGAUAAUGAUAAGGUAAAGGGCUAUUUGCAUUCGGUCCGGUUUUUAUAAUCAUUAUCGUCAUUCAUUGUUUAUUAUAAACGAAACUUUAAACUUUGUUUCAGAUGUUAGAGGAAACAGAUAGUGCGCUUGGGAAGAAGAUCGAGGAAAGUACGGAAGAGAAGCAAGAAAAAGUCCAGGACGGGAAAGAAAGAAGCAGAAGUAAAGAAAAAAGUAGUCGAAAACACAAGGAAAAGAAAGGUAAUACUGAAGCAUGUUAUUGAUAACAGUAUGUUACCUCGACAACUGCCACUCCAGACCUAGAAAAUAUAUUUCUCUUCCUGGCAACAAAAUCCAAAAAUAAAAAUUUCCUGUGUAUAAGUCAAAUAUAAAACUUCCUGCAUCGUAGAUUUCAGAGAAGGAUGGUGCUGCACAUGCGAUAAACUUCAAUCUCAGCCACAAGAGAAUCUCAACUAUAGUAAAAUGCUUUUAAACUUUUUAAACAAUGAGUAAAUUAUAUGGCAUUUGAGUGUAUACGAUGACAGGAAUUUCCUGCAAGAUGUAUGAAAAUUUCCUGCAAAGAUAUUUUGUUAAAAAUUUCCUGGCAGCGGUGCUGCUGGCGCUGCCGGACGUUUUCCAGCACUGUCCAGCCACUCUGUAGCUCAGGUGGUUAGAGCGCUGCAACUAAAUCGCAAGGCAACAGAUUCUAUUCCUGCCACGGGCCUGUAGUUGCAUUUUUUGCAGGUACUCCUGCAUGGUCAGGUCUCAGAAAUGUAUAAAAAUUCCAUUCAAAAUUUCCAUCUACAAAUCUCUUCUUGAAAAUUAGUGCAUGUUUUUCCAGUUGUGCUGAUAAUACUUGAACAAUAUUCAGACUAGUGAUUUUGAAUAAGUAGUAGUGUGCCGUUUUCAAAGAUUUUUCUAGUUUUAGGUCUUUAAAUUUAAUGAAACACUUCACUAAGUGGUGGAAACUCUGAUUUCAAAUUUAGUUUAAAUUUCAUUUUCAAUUAUCAAAUUCAACUUUAAUUUGAAUUUCAAGAGUUCUGUUUUAAUAUUAUGCACAAGUUUUUUCUGUAGUAACAUUGGACUAUUUUACUAAUUAUUUUACUAAUUAUUUCAGAAGAAAAGAAGAAAGAUGAACCAAGUGCAGCAAAUCUUCUGGAUAAACUGUUUCGUAAAACUACGACAGUGCCUUGUAUCUACUGGCUACCUCUCACUAACGAACAGGUUUGUAUCAAUCUUAGUCAUUGAUGCACGAAUGAUCCAGCCAGAUCUGCUAGGGGGAGGGGGGCGUACCCAUCCCAUCAAGCCUUGGUUCGGUGUGCGACCGUUGACCAAGUGCAUAACCACUAGGAGCUACACCCAGCAGUGUUCUGAGCAAGGGCGAAACCUGGUGGUAAGGGUGCCUUUCCAAAUAGAAAAUGGAUUUGACAAAAGAAUUAUGCAUUCCCUUUUCCAAGGCUACGUGGUGGCAAUAGAAGAUUCGGUUAGGCGGAAUGCCGGUGGCGUAGUCGUCAACGCGAGCGCCUUUCGUGGGUUCGAUCCCCUGUACGGACUCAUGUGAAAAGAGUCGGUCAACGCUCUGCCGAAAGUCGUGGGUUUUCUCCGGGUGCUCUCACUGCUCUGGUUUCCAACCACAGAGAAAGUUGACAGGGUGGACUAGGAUAAACACAUUUAAAUAAGUAUAAAAACAGGGCUGCAAAUUACUGUCGGACAUCGGACAAUGUCCGACUAAAUUUGGCAAAUGUCCGAGCAAAAGUAAUUUUGAUCACAAAAAAAUCACAAAGUCCGAUCACAAAAAAAUUGUCACAUUAUACAUUUUUUUGCUGUGAUAAAAUCCGAUUGUAAAUUCACUCAAUUGUAAUUUUGCAAUAAAAUUUACGAGGCCUUCUAGCAUUUAAUCUUACUUAACGUUGCGCUGGAAUGGCAUACAUACAUGUAUAGGCUACUUGUCUUGUGACUUAUAUAUAUCUUGUGACGAAUAUAUGUCCGACCAAAUUUAGUGAUGUUGGUUUUUGUCCGACCAAAUUCAAGUUAUGUCCGACCAAAAUUAAAAGUGAUCGGACAAAUGUCUUGUCAAGUCAAAUAUUUAUUUGCAGCCCUGAGAAAUGUUAAUCGUAAGAUGAAAUUGGGAAAUCAUAACCAACGCCUAGUCCCGGCAAAAUGAGCCUGGCAGAAACAUGGGCUGGCUUUAAAAUGCGCAAACUGAAACAGGAUUAAACUGGAUUAUUUUAGAUUGUGAUGAAGGAGAAAGAACGCGAAGAAAGACGCAAACUGCGGGAGCUUGCCAUGCAACAAGAAGACAAGCAGGGCGAACAAAAACCUCGGGAUGCGGCAAGAAAACCACAAGACAGAGGGAAACCGCAAGACAGGGAGAAGCCGCGGGAAACUGAACGACCGAAAGUGCGGGAAAUGCCACGUGACCAAGAACGCAGACCGCUACGUGAUAAUCGGGGAAGUUCGCCGCCACUUCGACAACGCCCGGAUAGACGGCCGUCGCCCGCAAAGAGACGAAGUAGAAGUCCCGCUUUCCGACGCGCGCCAAACCGUAGGAGAUAAAGAACUUUUCAAGUCUCAAGAAAAAUUCCUCAUGAAGGUAUUUAAAACAUUCCGCACCAUCCAAGUCCAAUGAUUUUUGGAUUUUUUUAUGCCGAUAUACAAUUUCAUUUCUUAUUUUAUUUUAAAGUUACAUAGUUUUAUCAAAGAUAAAAUGCUUAUCUUCUCGCGAUAGUACUUGCCAACUGACGUCCGUUGAAAUACAUUCCGCAACUUGUUUUGCUCGCCAGCGCUUCGUCUUGCAUUACGCAUCUGGCUUGAAACUACUAUUUCUAUCAAAGUUCGCAUAUAGAAGAAAUUCUGCAUUUUAAGAGUAAUACGCACAAGCAGAGCUUUCGACAGAUUUCCAUUGCUUCUUCGUUGAAAAUAAUGUCUAACCAUGACUGUAUGGUUGUACAAGAAUUAUACAAGAAUAGUAGAAUAUAGUUUAUCUUCCCAAUUUAAAAUUAUUUAAUUCUGUUCAAUUUUCUAUAAAAUGUAGCAAGAAUUCUGUAAUAAAGGCAGAUUUACACCACAAAACGUUUGUCUAAAACUGUCGCAUGCAACCUGCUUACAACUUGAGUUGUAUUGUGUAAAUCAAACACACAACUCACCCACGACAAUAUGGUUAGCACUUUUUUCCAUCCAGCAAACCGCCCUAUCGAUUUUGUAAAGUCGUUUCUUUUUGGAUUUUUUUAUUAAUUCGGUUAGGGUUAGGGUUGGGGUUAGGGGUUAGAGUAGGGGUAGGGUUUGUUACAUAGCCAUUUAACACCUCUUCUAUCUUGCGAAAAUGACGUCAGGUCAGUUUGCUGGAUGGAAAUAGUGCUAACCCCCUACAACGUGGGUGAGUUGUGUGCUUGAUUUACACAGUAUACUACUCAAGUUGUAAGCACGUUGCAUGCGACAGUUUUAGGCAAAAGUUGUAUAAUUUAUAGACGGACUGAAAUUCGCGCUCUUCGUUGGAAUGGUUUUGCAAAUUUGAUUCUAGCAUCAAAGUAUAGUAACUCUGUCCAGAGAAUAACUUUUGAACUUUUUAAAAGAUAUGUAAACAUAAAAAUUAAUUCAUAUUUAAUUAAACUUUCUUCUUUAUGUCUAUGGCGGUAUUACAGAGUAGAAGUAUUUUUAAUGUUCGGAAGAGAAGAUGGCGUUAAUGAACUAUCGAUUUUAUUAAGGACGGAUAAAUGUUUGAAACGGGAUAAAAUGGUGGCUCUUGGCAGUGUUUGCAAGGUAGAAAAGCAGCGAUACGGUAGUCAUCGUCGCUAAUUUUAUCAUUUUAAUGCAUAUUUUGACAGCACUUGGUGGAUCCAGCAAGGGUUUUUUUAGGGGGUGCAGGGCGAGCCGCUAUGCACAUCGAACCAGCACUGGCCAGUAGUAUACUGUCACGAAACUGCACCUUAUAGUUUCCUGGUUACAAUUUACAGAUUUAAUUUAAUCAUAUAAAAUAUAAAUCCCAGAGACCUCAACUGUCAACAUUGCACAAAUGAAUUAUUAAUUAAUCAAAAACGAAAUUAUUAAUAUUGGGUAUUUUUAGCUAGUGCUGCCUUGAAUUCCAAAACGUUGGUGUAAGACUGAUAACAAACUUUCAAUACCUCAAAUAUUUUAAAAUGAUAAAUUUAAAUUUUUUCACCCUUUUUCAACAGGUGCACACCCCUGUUCACCUUCAUAUAAAUCCACCACUGUAUUUUGAUUUAUGAAAUUGUAUUUCUGUUGCUGCUACUCAAAUAAUCACAGUGCCAAUGUGUGUUGACUUUUGGGGGAAAUCAAACGUAUAUCUACUGGGGGCACUGAAGUGAACAGAAAGAAUCGUACACAAUAUGUAGAUUAAAGAUCCGGUACAGUCCGUAUGUAAACAAAGGCUUUGUUUACAUUUCGGUAUCCAAAAUAUAGAAUUUUAUUCGACAACUAUUUCUAUUUUCAUGAUUCUAGAGUAUAAUAAAUCAAGACAC